UCCACCGCGCACUGUGCACGCAAUUGCACCAUCUGGGUGCAUGUGUGUGGUUCUUAGGUGUGCAAUGCACACGCAUGAAUGCCAUCUGAGCGUAUGCGUGCUGCACGCCGCGUGCUCUCGCACACGUGAACAAACCUACGUGCAUGCCCAGGGGAGCUCCGAAGACCAGGCUGGGUCACCUGAAUUGCAGGUUAUGCGCACCACGAGGCCCAAACACCAGCUGAGGCACUCACUCAUUCACAGCUGCAGGAGACCGAAUACGAAAUCACUUGUGAAUGUCACCUAGGUGAGAUCGUUCUUCUCCGUCUCCGAAAAGAGGCUCCGAGAGAAGAUAAAUCAGACAGCUGGUAUUGUGAUUUUGUUGUGGUGACGUCGGCCGAGGGGGUGACCUACAACUUCCCUUGCUACCAGUGGAUAGAGGACUCCGGCCCACUGGAGCUCAGAGAAGGAACUGCAAAGACACCAGCCAUGGAUUCCCUGCUGAGGUUACAACGACAUCGGAAGGAAGAGCUUCAGCAAAGACAGGAUAUCUACCGGUGGAAGGAGUUCGCUCCCGGGGUGCCGUACCGUCUGGACGUCGACUCGUUUGAGGAGCUGGAGACCAACGUCAAAUUUUCCUGGAUCAAAGCGGCCAUCUUCCAGCAAAACGCCGAACGCAAAGCGGUGGAACUCAAGCUGAAGGGCUUUUCGGACCGACAAGAAUCCUGGGAGAACCUGGAGGACAUCAAGAAGGUUUUCUGGUUUAACAAGACCGAGAUGUCAGAACAUGUCACGGAAUAUUGGAAGAGGGAUGAAUUCUUCGGCUAUCAAUUCUUAAACGGGCUGAACCCAACCGUCAUCCGGUUAUGUACCCAGGUCCCGGCUAAUUUUCCCGUGACCCAAGAGAUGGUCGCCGGAUCGCUGGGUGACUCCACCACCUUGCAGGAGGAGUUGAAUAAGCAAAGGAUCUUCCUGGUGGACUACCACAUCUUGGAAGGCCUUUCUCCAGGGCUGAAUAAUGGACGUCUUCAGCAUAUAGCAGCUCCAUUGUGUUUGCUACACUUGUCUUCUGAAGGACAUCUCAUGCCUCUGGCCAUCCAGCUCAGCCAGUCUUCCCCAUCUCCCAUCUUCCUGCCCAGCGAUCCGGAAUGGGACUGGAUCCUGGCCAAGACCUGGGUGCGCAAUUCGGACUUCCACAUCCACCAGGUUCUCACCCACCUGCUCCGGACGCACCUGCUGGCGGAAGUGUUCACCAUGGCGACUCUCCGCCAACUUCCGAUGUGCCAUCCUCUCUACAAACUUCUGAUCCCUCACACUCGCUUCACCCUUCACAUCAACACCUUGGCAAGGACCCUCCUGGCUGCCAAAGGCGGAGUCUUCGAUAAGGCAACUGGCACUGGGUUUGACGGUUUGGUCCAGCUGCUGCAGAAGGAGAUGACAUCCAUCACAUAUUCCUCCCUUUGUCUCCCAGAAGACAUCAAGGCUCGUGGAAUGUCUUCCUUGCCCAACUAUCACUACAGAGAUGAUGGCCUGAAGAUCUGGGCAGCUAUAGAGAGCUUCGUCUCCCCCAUGCUGGAUUUAUAUUAUAAGGCGGAUUAUUCCGUCCAGGAAGAUCAUGAGCUGCAGGGUUGGAUCUACGAGAUUUUUCAGAAGGGUUUCUUGGCCCGGACGUCUUCGGGCAUCCCGUCUUCGUUCAGCACCGUGGAAGAAGUCAAAAAAUUCCUGACCAUGGUGAUCUAUACCUGCUCGGCCCAGCACGCUGCUGUGAACAGUGGACAGUUUGAUCUCGGCGCCUGGAUGCCGAAUUUCCCUUCCUCCAUGAGGGAGCCCCCCCCGAAAACCAAGGGCCGGGCGAGUCUGAAGAGCUACAAGGAGACCAUUCCAGAAAUCAAUACGACGGCCACCAUCCUCAGCACUCUGUGGCUUCUCAGUGCCCCGACAGGAGACAUGAUUCCCUUGGGUCAGUAUCCCCACCGUCAUUUCACUGAAAGGGAUCCCAUCAACCUCAUCGCAGCCUUCCAAGCCCACCUGCACAAGGUUUCCGAGGAAAUUAAGAAGAGGAAUAAAUCCCUCGCUGAGAAGGGGCGUCUCAUCAAACAGGAUGCAUCUCUUCUUGUCGCUUACAAAUACCUUGAUCCCGCUGAGAUAGAGAACAGUGUCAGCAUUUGAACGGAAGACUUAAAUGGCUCCUUUCUCUGGAAGAUUUUAAGCCAACCGAAUAUUAGCAAGCAGGGAGCGUCAAGUUUCUAUAUUGUGUUAAUGGAUACAAAAAUGUGUUAGAAAGAUGUCUAGGGAGGUUUUCUGUCAUCUAGGUCACGGUUUGUCCCAAAGGUGCUUGUCUUUUCAAGAGGCAACUGGACUUUCUGGAUUUUUUUUUCUUUGAAGAGGUUUCGCUUCUCAUCCGAGAAGCUUCUUCAGUUCUGAAGAACUGAUCUUCUUUGCUCUAAAGAACUGAAGAAGCUUCUCGGAUGAGAAGUGAAACCUCUUCAAAGAAAAAAGUCCAGUUGCCUCUUGAAAAACAAAAAAGCGCAUCGGGGUAUUUUUAGAAAGACGCAAACAAAAGUUGUUUAAAUUAUAAGGGCUAGUGGAAAAUACAGGUAGUCCUCGACUUACGAUGAUGACAAUUGAGGCCCAAAUUCCCAUCGCUAAGCAAGACAGUUAAGCGGUUUUGCUCCGUUUUACCACCUUUCUUGCCACUGUUGUUAAGUGAAUCAGGGCAGUCAUUAAGUCAGUCACAGGGUUGUUAAGCCAAUCUGGCUUCCCCCCACUGACUUUGCCUGUCAGAAGGUCGGAAAAAGGGAUCACAAGACUCCAGGACAUUGCGACCGUCAUAAAUAAGAGGCAGUUGCUAAGGGCAGCUGACUUAUUUUUGUCUUCGGGUUUCUGUGUAACCCAUCCUGUUUCCGCACCUCUUUCUGUUUUUUUAAUAGCUUAUUUGUGCAUUUUCAUUUAACAUACAUAAGUGCUUUGUGAACUGUGUAUUGUCUGGGUCGAAUGCUGCCGGUUUGGACUGGUUCGGGCGAACUGGUAGCGCCGAGCAGUUGGCCUCACCCACUAUCCUGUCCUUUAUUUUCUACUUUGUAGAAUCAUCUCAAUUUGCGCGCACAGCUGAUUCCUCCCCUUGCUGUUCAACUUACUGUUGCUGACUUGGAAGGUAUAGUAAGCAGCUGAGCUUCUAAAUGCUCUAUUUUCAGCGCUGCGCGCAAGCGCCUUAGAUGCCCGCUCACCGAACCAGUUGUUAAACUGGCAGCAUUCCGUCACUGGUCGAACGCUUCCAUAAUAAUGUUUUCCCAGCUCCUAAUUUCUGCCUCUAUUAGCCAACCAUGUGUAAAACAAAUCCCAUAUUUGAAAGCACUCUGCAUCUUCCUUUUCUUUUAUCUUUAAUGUCAGUCUAUCCAUUUCUGCACAAUCGAAUAUUUUUUUUUAAAAAAAAAAUUACGUCUCCUUCUCUCGGUGUUUCCUCAUUUUUCCAAUCCUGUGCAAAUACAAUUCUUGUUGUUUUUAGUUGCGAAGUCGUGUCCGACCCAUCGCGACCCCAUGGACAACAUUCCUCCAGGCCUUCCUGUCCUCUACCAUCCUCUGGAGUCCAUUUAAACUCAUAUCUACUGCGUCAGUGACUCCGUCCAGCCACCUCGUUCUCUGUUGUCCCCUUCUUCUUUUGCCCUCAAUCUUUCCCAGCAUGGGAGGGACUUCUCCAGUGAGUCCCUCCUUCUGAUUACGUGGCCAAAAUAUUUGAGUUUCAUCUUCAGGAUCUGGCCUUCUAAAGAGCAGUCAGGGUUGAUCUCCUCUAGAACUGACUUUUUAGAACUACAAUUUUAGAACUGUAGAACUUUGUAGAACUUUUAGAACUACAAUUCUUGCAGCUGUCCAAAUAUGCAAUAUUAAGUACAUUCCCCUUAUUUUAUUUUUCUGGUAUUACGCCUAACAAAAAAUAUUUCUGGCGUAUAAUCUAUGUGCAGCUUUAACAUUUUUUUCUAACCAUGUAUCCGGGUGAAAUCUACUUACCUUCCUUCCCAGAUCACAAGAUUUGGUCAGAACCGUGAGCAUUUCACCGCUAUGUAUGUAUGUAUUUUUAUCCAAUAAUUCUUUGCUUUCACACACCUCCACCGCAUGUGAUAGUAUGUGCCCAGUGUUUCAUUACAUUUCCAACAUUUUCACACCUCUGAAAUUCCUUGCUGCUUAAUUAUAAAUACAGGCUGUCCUUGACUUCCUUAGGAAAUUAAAGACAAUCACGCCUACACCUAAUUAAACCAACACUUUUUGCCAAUAAAAUACCAAUAGGUUCGUAUCAUUCAAGCUGUAUCUAAUCAAGCUUAUGGCUUGAGUUCCUGGAUGAGUUCAGAAGUAGAUUUACCAAUGCGAACAAUUCCAGAUAUGUGAGUUCAGGAUUGCAGCCAUUAAACCAGGCGUAGAAAUAUGAAAAUAUGUGGACAGUUUUGAUAGUGGUAUCUCUCUUGGUUUUGAAUGUGGUGCGGUGCGGUGGCCUAGAGGUGGAACUCUCGCCUCACAAUCAGGAGGCUGUGAGUUCAAUCCUAGGUAGAGGCGGAUAUUUCUCUCUCUGGGCACACUGAGAAUAUAUCUGCCGAACAAAACUCCGCACUGGCAACAGGAAAAGCAUCUGGCCAGUAAACAUUCGGCUCCGUUCAGUUGCCCAGAACUCCACCCCGCAAGGGAUUAUGGGGUCAUUAAAAGGAGAUGAUGAUGAUCUCUCUUUGUUUUGAAUAAAAUAAGAAAAUAAGACUGGGCUGAUUACAUUAAUAUUACUUAACAUGUUUGAAAACCAGCAGGUUCUGACAGGUUCUGGAGAACUGGUAGCGGAAAUUUUGACCAGUUCGGAGAACCGGCAAAUACCAUCUCUGGCUGGCCCCAGAGUGGGGUAGGAAUGGAGAUUUUGCAGUAUCCUUCCCCUGCCACGCCCACCAAGCCACACCACUCCCACCAAGCCACGCCCACAGAACCGGUAGUUAAAAAAAAUGGAUUUCACUACUGGUUUGAUCCCUUACAGAUUAAUAUUAUUUAUUUUUCCUAAGAUAGGAAAAAGAUAAGAUACAGCUGGUCCUCAACUUACCACCACAACUGACCUCCCCCAACAUUUCUCUUGCUAAGCGAGAGAGUUGUUAAUUGAGUUUUGCCCUGUUUUAUGACCUUCCUUGCCAGAGUUGUUAAAGUGAAUCACGGCAGUUGUUAAAUUGCUAACACAGCUGUUACGUGAAUCUGACUUUCUGCAUUGACUUUGUCAAACGGUCACAAAAGAGGAUCACGUGAUCCCGGGACACAGUGACCGUCAUAACUGUGAGUCAGUUGCAUUGUCUGAAUUUUAAUCCCAUCACCGUUGGGGAGGCUGUGCCGGCUGUUAAGUGUGGAAAAGUCCCUUUUUUUUCAAUGCCGUGGUAAGUUUCAACGGUCACUAAAUGAACGGUUGUAAGUCGAGGACUACUUAUAUAAGCAGAAAUGGAGAUGAUUCGGUGCUGCCAAAAAGCCAUUGCUUUUCAUCUAGCGCACCACUAAAAAGCCAAAUUAUACAACAAAAGCCACAUCUACAAGAGGGCUGCCAUUGUAGCAGAUUAUGGAGUCUAAAAAGCACUUGGGCAAUAAAAGAUGGUGUUGCAGGAAGCCCCGGUCCCCAGAAUAAAAUAUUCUUUACUCUUAAUAUUAAAAAGAGGCAGAAUAUAAUAUUUCCCCUGUAGGAGAAGAGUCUUCUUAAUGGCAGAAAGAAGCCCCAUUUUUUUUUCUGCUAUAGCAGGAGUCGGCAACCUUAAACACUCUAAGAGCCAUUUGGACCCGUUUCCCACAGAAAAGAAAACACCGGGAGCCACAAAAACCCUUUCCCAUGCCUGACUAUUUCUUCAGCGGCUACAAAACUAGCCUAUGUAGUUGAAUUAAACGUUCUGUUUUCUUCCGAAACUUUUCUUUUCUUGGAUUUAUCCAUGGUUGGUUGUAAAGCUGUUGUGCCUCGUCCUCCCUCCUCUCCUCAGCCGGGCCCCUCCCAUCUCUUCCCGGGCCUGCUAUCAAAUUUGGAGUCUGAUAAUGAAGAUGAAUGGCCAGUCAUGCCUCCCUCCUCCCCAUGGCUGGACAGGAUGUCAGGAAUGAACAAACAAACCUCACUCCUACAGCGUGUGAGCAGAGAGCCAGCCACAUGCUGGAAUUCCCGGCAGCAGAUCCAGCGGAUGAGAAUUCACAGUGGGACGAUCCUUGCUUCCGAAGAUCUGAGAGGUGACGUCAGCAGAAGGAAGGGAGGGGCAGGCCUGGAUAAGUGCUGAGUCAUGGAGCCACACCCCACAGCCUGUAUAAAGGACCAGCUUGAGUCAAGCAACUUUGAGUCAAGCAAAGUCUCAUUUAGUUUGCUGAAGUCACACCUUGGACUCCUGCCUGCCCUGAGAAAUCUGAAAGUAAUUUGGCAAAGCUGCAGAGGCUUCGUGGCCACGCUUGAUAUGGACUUCCUAGACCCGGUCGUCGGAGGGGGAGGGGGACACGACAAAAGCUCAAUAAAUCGCAUGCCGGCAGGUGUCGUACAUUAGCGGUUCUGACACGUAUUUUGAGCGACAGGGAGCCGCAGAAUGGGGCUGAAAGAGCCACACCCCGGCUCCAGAGCCCCAGGUUGCUGACUCCUGUGCUAUAGGGAAACAGCCUCAAACAAAAACAUGAAGGGCCCAGUCUUUAGGAAUGGAGAUUUUUGUAUCCAUUCGGAAAGACUGAGUCACUCUAUUCAUAAGCGAAGGGCAGCCAGAAACUCCAGAUAAGCAACGCAAUAGGCAGGAAGCCGAAGCUGACAAGAUUAUCUCAGACUAAUCUGAGUCUAAUCAAGACUAAUCAAUCAGACUAAUCAAGGUCUCAGUUAAAGACCUUGGAGUUUUCAUGUCAAAUGAUCUAAGUGCCAAAGCCCACUGCAACUACAUCGCAAAAAAGGCUCUAAGAGUUGUAAACCUAAUCUUGCGUAGCUUCUUUUCCAAAAACUCUAUACUACUAACCAGAGCAUAUAAAACAUUUGCUAGGCCAAUCCUUGAAUACAGCUCGCCUGUCUGGAACCCAAACCACAUUUCUGACAUCAAUACAAUUGAACGUGUCCAGAAAUAUUUUACAAGAAGAGUUCUCCACUCCUCUGAAAACAACAACAUAUCUUAUCCCACCAGACUUGAAAUCCUGGGCUUAGAAAACCUGGAACUCUGUCGCCUUCGACAAGACCUAAGUUUAACUCAUAGAAUCAUCUACUGUAACGUCCUUCCUGUUAAAGACUACUUCAGCUUUAAUUGCAAUAAUACUAGAGCAACCAAUCGAUUUAAACUUAAUGUUAACCGCUCCAAUCUUGAUUGCAGAAAAUAUGACUUCAGUAACAGAGUUGUUAAUGUUUGGAAUACACUACUUGACUCUGUGGUCUCUUCCCAUAAUCCCAAAAGCUUUAACCAAAAACUUUCUACUAUU
Molecule: messenger RNA, 7398 nt
Organism: Ahaetulla prasina
Lineage: Eukaryota; Metazoa; Chordata; Lepidosauria; Squamata; Colubridae
Product: polyunsaturated fatty acid lipoxygenase ALOX15B-like
Exons: 14
Coding region: 469-2148 (559 amino acids)
Biological process (GO): lipid oxidation; linoleic acid metabolic process
Molecular function (GO): protein binding; iron ion binding; oxidoreductase activity, acting on single donors with incorporation of molecular oxygen, incorporation of two atoms of oxygen
Source: RefSeq, a predicted model, not a curated record